GGCUCCUCCUGCCACUGGAAAUCGAAAUCGGAGCUCUCGGACCGGAGCGCCCGGACAUUAAACCGCUUCCCCGGAGUCUAGACCUAGCAGAUUCUCAGUGCAAUGCACUUUAGGCUUUAUUUACAUUUUUUGAGCUCAGCAGCGUGUAAGGAAGCAGAGGAAAGCGCUGCAGCUAGGUGUGUUUUUAAACAGAAACCCGUCAAAUGAACUCCGUCAGAGCGACUAACCGCAGACCCCGGCGAGUGUCGAGGCCGCGCCCGGUGCCACCGGACAGAAACAACGCAGAAAGAGAUGAGGAAGUUCCUGCCGAGAUGGUUGCAGAAGAAUCGGGUCAAGGUGCUCAAAAUAGUCCGUACCAACUUCGAAGAAAAUCUCUGUUACCGAAGAGAACAGCUUGUCCAACAAAGACCAACAUGGAGGGUGCUUCCACAUCAACAACAGAAAACUUCGGCCAUCGGGCAAAACGUGCCAGAGUGUCUGGAAAAUCACAAGAUCUGCCUGUCACUCCAGCAGAGCAGUACCUGCAGGUCAAGCUUCCAGACGAGGUGGUCCUCAAAAUCUUCUCCUAUCUGUUGGAGCAGGACUUGUGUCGAGCAGCCUGUGUGUGUAAGCGGUUUAGUGAACUGGCCAAUGACCCCAUCCUCUGGAAGAGACUCUACAUGGAGGUUUUCGAGUACACGCGUCCCAUGAUGCACCCUGAGUCUGGGAAGUUCUUCCAAAUCAACCCAGAGGAGUAUGAACAACCCAAUCCCUGGAAAGAGAGCUUUCAGCAACUGUACAAAGGCGCUCAUGUGAAACCCGGCUUCGCAGAACAUUUCUACAGCAACCCAGCCAGAUAUAAGGGACGAGAAAACAUGCUGUAUUACGACACCAUUGAAGAUGCUCUGGGAGGAGUUCAGGAAGCCCACUUUGACGGUUUGAUAUUUGUCCACUCUGGGAUUUACACAGACGAAUGGAUCUACAUCGAGUCGCCCAUCACAAUGAUUGGUGCUGCUCCGGGGAAAGUAGCAGAUAAAGUGAUCAUCGAGAACACGAGAGACUCGACGUUUGUGUUCAUGGAGGGAUCAGAGGACGCCUAUGUAGGAUAUAUGACGAUAAAGUUUAAUCCUGAUGAUAAAUCAGCUCAGCAUCACAAUGCUCAUCACUGCCUGGAGAUCACAGUGAACUGCAGCCCCAUCAUUGACCACUGCAUCAUCCGCAGCACCUGCACAGUGGGCUCUGCAGUGUGUGUGAGCGGUCAGGGAGCGUCGCCUACCAUCAAACACUGUAACAUCAGUGACUGUGAGAACGUGGGUCUCUACAUCACAGACCACGCGCAGGGCAUUUAUGAGGACAACGAGAUCUCUAAUAAUGCACUCGCUGGCAUCUGGGUGAAAAACCACGGUAAUCCCAUCAUCAGACGCAACCACAUCCAUCACGGUAGAGACGUCGGGGUGUUCACAUUUGACCACGGCAUGGGCUACUUUGAGAGCUGCAACAUCCACAGGAACCGGAUAGCAGGUUUCGAGGUGAAGGCGUAUGCGAACCCAACGGUAGUGCGCUGUGAGAUCCACCACGGACAGACGGGCGGCAUCUAUGUGCACGAGAAGGGCCGAGGACAGUUCAUCGAGAACAAGAUCUAUGCAAACAACUUUGCAGGAGUUUGGAUUACCUCAAACAGCGACCCCACGAUCAGGGGUAACGCCAUAUUUAAUGGCAACCAAGGCGGUGUUUACAUUUUCGGUGAUGGCCGAGGGCUCAUUGAAGGGAACGACAUUUAUGGCAAUGCAUUAGCUGGAAUCCAGAUCCGGACCAACAGCUGCCCGAUCGUCCGGCACAACAAGAUCCACGACGGACAGCAUGGAGGAAUAUAUGUGCAUGAGAAGGGUCAGGGUGUGAUCGAGGAGAACGAGGUGUACAGUAACACCCUGGCUGGUGUUUGGGUGACCACAGGCAGCACACCGGUACUACGCAGAAACAGAAUACACAGCGGGAAACAGGUUGGUGUUUAUUUCUAUGAUAACGGUCACGGUGUGCUGGAAGACAACGACAUCUAUAACCACAUGUACUCUGGAGUUCAGAUCAGAACGGGCAGCAAUCCUAAAAUUAGGAGGAAUAAGAUCUGGGGUGGACAAAAUGGAGGAAUUCUUGUUUACAAUUCAGGGUUAGGCUUUAUUGAGGACAAUGAGAUCUUCGACAAUGCCAUGGCCGGAGUCUGGAUAAAGACGGACAGCAAUCCCACACUGCGCAGAAACAAGAUCCACGACGGCCGAGAUGGGGGGAUCUGUAUCUUCAACGGAGGCCGAGGGCUGUUGGAGGAGAACGACAUCUUCAGAAAUGCUCAGGCUGGAGUUCUCAUCAGCACCAACAGUCAUCCGGUGCUGCGCAAGAACAGGAUAUUCGACGGUUUCGCUGCUGGUAUCGAGAUCACGAAUCACGCAACGGCGACGUUAGAAGGCAAUCAGAUCUUCAACAACCGCUUCGGUGGCUUGUUUCUCGCGUCCGGCGUCAACGUCACAAUGAAAGACAACAAAAUCAUGAACAAUCAGGACGCCAUUGAGAAAGCGGUCAGCAGAGGUCAGUGCCUGUACAAGAUUUCCAGUUACACCAGCUAUCCAAUGCACGAUUUUUACAGGUGUCACACAUGCAACACCACAGACCGCAACGCCAUCUGUGUGAACUGCAUCAAGAAGUGCCAUCAAGGCCACGACGUAGAGUUUAUUAGACAUGAUAGGUUUUUCUGUGACUGCGGCGCAGGGACGUUGUCGAACCCGUGCACAUUAGCAGGAGAGCCGACUCACGACACGGACACGCUGUACGACUCCGCUCCGCCUAUAGAGUCCAACACACUGCAGCACAACUGAAGACACGCUAGAAACUAUUCAAUUCUAUUUAACACGCGGAAACAUUCAGCUGUGGAUUCGGCUCACGCAGCCAAAGGUGGCGCCUCAGGAUUUGUGGGAUGACGAAUGAAAAAAAAAAGAGAAAUAAUAAGAAUUAAAAAAAACAGAGCGUGUGCUUCCCCAGUCUGAGCCAUAGAGGAGAGAAAGAGACUCGUAAACGCUUCCCUCGCUUCUACAUGUACGGACUAAACAAACAAAUCACCCAGCACUUCAGUUUGGCUUUCAUUUCCUUUAUUAUUAUUUUAUUUUUUAAAGGACUGAGUUACGGAGAGUUGAUUUUAAUGCUUUCUCAUGUAGUUUUGUAUUUGAGCAACAAUUCUUAAAUGUACUUGAAUGUCUUUUUAUUUUAUUAAGUAUAUUAAUUUUGUUUUUUUGGGGUUGUUUAUACCUUAGAUCGCUGUAUUUGUUCUCAUGUCGCAGGAUGUAUGUUCUUUCUGUGAAAGAGAUUUGAGGAAACAAAAAAGAAGAGAGGAAAAACACUAAGUAUUCUCCGGCAAUGUACGAGGAAAGAGUUUGAGCGUGCUUUCAUGAGGCUGACGAUUCGUUUAGAUGGAGUUCAGACCUGAAUUCUCUAAGCGAUUCUGAUGAAAGCGUUGUAUUUUCGCAUUUCUCUUCGCUCCGAGUGAAGGAGACAUUGCUGGAGAGAUUUUAAAGAGGCUUCUGGCUCAUUUGAAGCUCUGAUAAAUAAUCUGUACAGCUUUUUUUUUUGGUUUGUUUUGUUUUUUUUGUGCUCCCCUCCCUUCCCUCCAUCCAACUGUAUUUGGUGACCGUGGGUUCUCAUACAGCCUGAAUUGUAUGCAUGUUCCAUGACAUCUAGACUUAAUAUAUUGUGAAGUACUCAAUAACCAUUAUGUAGCUGUUAGUAAUUAAUCAAAAAGUUUAAUUUCCUAGUCAAAGAGGAACGUGUUACAUUUUUAAAAAUAAACUUUAUUAGAUCA
Messenger RNA from Danio aesculapii, 3820 nucleotides. It is a transcript of the gene fbxo11a, whose product is annotated as F-box protein 11a. Lineage: Eukaryota; Metazoa; Chordata; Actinopteri; Cypriniformes; Danionidae. Gene Ontology annotation, biological process: regulation of apoptotic process; ubiquitin-dependent protein catabolic process; protein ubiquitination. Gene Ontology annotation, molecular function: zinc ion binding; protein binding. The transcript is spliced from 22 exons. The coding region runs from base 204 to 2843 and encodes 879 amino acids. The record is from RefSeq and is a predicted model, not a curated record.